AAGCUGUGAAUAUGACGUGGCGCACAUCCCACUGGAUUCCCAUUUUCCUCCCGAUGAUAGGGCUGCAGCACUUUUAAUCUCCGCCGUACUCGAGACAUCCUCCAGUCCCUGUGUUUCAUAAUCCCCAAAUUACCCUGUUGCAUUUAGGGCAUCAGUUGUCGUUUAAUACCCGGCUACACCGCACCACGUUGUAUAUAUUACACUGGGACUUCUAAGCUAUCUUGGUUGCCAACACUCUUAUCGCACACACGGUCGUAGCACGACGCCGGGAUUUGUUUAUUUGUCGUUCUGUAUUUAAUCGUUUAUUCAUAGGCUCUCUCUGGUGAUAUGCGCGUCGUGUAUACCGAUUUGCCGACAAUAAUAAUUGGGCAGAACAAUUGACCGGCUGUGCGGUUAUCGGUCUCUCUGCACUGUGUGUGUCAGUGAGUGUGCUGAUUGUCUCGCCUAUAGCGACACCGCGUCGUAAGAUAUACUUAGUAUAUUCCGGUAUAUUUUUCCGCUGUCGGGGCGCAGAUGCGCCACAGAUUUCUGGAUUUUUUAAUACGGGUUUGUUGUGGCGCCGGAAACACGCACCGGUAAUUUUAUGAUCUCGCAUAAUUUUUGCCGCUGAUAUGACGAUGAGCACGGGGAACGCCAGUAGUCCGACCAAUGUCCAGGACAAGGGCCAUCAAGAGGAGCUACUCUUGGCCAGAGCACAAGCCUGCGACGCGUCCAGCGCGUUUGACGAUAUUUAUUUGGAUUUUAUCCGUCGUGGUGUCCUGCAUUGUGAACAUUUAUGGGACGGCAUCUCCUGCUGGCCACCCACGCCGGCCAAUGCAACGGCGUGGAUUCGGUGUCCGGAUUAUUUCCACAAUUUUGAUCCUGCCGAAUUUGCAUCCCGGAAUUGCACAAGCAUCGGUACGUGGUGGAUGCGACCGGAUGGCCGCCAGUGGGCGGAUUAUGGCCCCUGCAAAAAGCCCCUGAAUAUGACGAUGCCCGCGAGGGAACCGGAUGAGUGUGAACUGAGUUUAAACGCAACACUGGGAUACAACACAUCGACGUGGACCCCAGAAAGGCACGCCCUGUACACUAUUAUGGCUCCCUAUAUGAGCACAUUGUCAGUGAUCGGCUAUUCCGUGUCCCUCGUUUCCCUGGUACUCGCCAUUUCUAUACUCAUCUCCGUCAAGCGCCUGUAUUGUCCGCGUAACACAUUGCAUAUCAAUCUCUUCGUCGCCUUCGCCAUCCACGCCCUGGCCACAAUCAGCAGUCGCAACCCUAUCUUGGAUGACUACGAAGGAGGUCACGCGGUACACCACACUGACGUCGCCAACAUGCAAGCAAACGACAUCGCUUGCCGUUGGCAGACAGCCUUUUUCCAUUACGCCAUUAUGGCCAAUUAUUUCUGGAUUUUCAUCGAGGGUUUAUACUUGAAUAACGUGAUAUCCUUCAGCGUCUUCACCGACCACUCUAAAAUGAUCUGGUUCCAUAUUGCCGGCGGUUGGCUGCCGCCAGUGUUUUUUGUCGGAUUGUGGGCAGGGCUGCGUCUCGAAUACGAUAACUGCUUCUGUUGGAAAGUAAACAACGCGCGAUAUUCCGGAUUAUUCUGGAUAUUACGCGGUCCAAUAACAGCAACAAUUAUAAUGAACUUCAUAUUUUUUAUCAAUAUCACGCGGUUGAUAUUCAUUAAAUUCCGCACCCAAACAACGCUCAGGGAGCAGCAGGCCAAUACAGCAUCCGGACGGCUAAAGUAUCGCCGAUUGGCCAAAUCAACGCUGGUUUUGUUGGCCGUUUACGGGAUACACUUUUUUAUUUUAUUGGUGAUUGAAGAAGUUAAUAUGAAUAUCUACUUGGAUGUGGUGCUUCUGAUGAUCGAUCUGGCCUUCACGUCAUCCCAGGGCUUUAUCGCGGCGCUAUUACUGUGUUUCGCCAACGCUGACGUGCGGUCUGAGGUGUGCCGUAUGCGGUUGUACCUGUCCAAUUCGCCGCUGGGCCGCACCGGUAGUCGUCUUUCCGAGCGAAUCCGGCGCAUCUCCGAGAUGGAGCGCACCUCCGAGUCCCUUAAGAUGCACUCGACGCUGCCGGCGCGCAAAGUCCAUCGUAACGGUCCGUACGCGGCGAUGACCAAAACGCAGACGUUAUCCAUACCCACGACACAGCCCCAACCGGCAUCCUGUGAAUCUCUUUAUCUCCAAACCGCGGACAAUUCCGACGAGGAAAAUACCGCUAAAUAAACUACAUACAUGGUGCGCAGAUUUUUUAUGGACAUGUGUUAGUACCCUUGGAGGUACAGUUAUAGAAUAUAUGUGGCAUCUGCUUGCUGCUGUAUUGUUUUUUCUAAGCCAAUAUGGGCGUGUUCCGCAGAAAUGGUUAUAUUUUUUCCGUGUUACUCUGGAACUAAGCACAGAAUUGUCAGAAUUAUUAUACGAAUAUAAAAACAA
Paramacrobiotus metropolitanus is the source of this 2417-nucleotide messenger RNA. RefSeq names its product secretin receptor-like. The record is from RefSeq and is a predicted model, not a curated record. Gene Ontology annotation, biological process: adenylate cyclase-modulating G protein-coupled receptor signaling pathway; cell surface receptor signaling pathway. Gene Ontology annotation, cellular component: plasma membrane. Gene Ontology annotation, molecular function: peptide hormone binding; G protein-coupled peptide receptor activity. The transcript is spliced from 9 exons. Bases 612 to 2210 code for a protein of 532 amino acids. Lineage: Eukaryota; Metazoa; Tardigrada; Eutardigrada; Parachela; Macrobiotidae.